AUCCGUGCAGCCAGACGGGGGUAACCGUAGUCACCGGUCCACCAUCAGCAGCAGAGAAGACAGGGACAGAGGGGGACUGAAAAGGAUCUUCAGCAUCCCUGGAGAGUUACAUACGCAGUGAGAAAAUGACUCUGGCAGCCUACAAAGAGAAGGUCAAAGAGCUCCCCCUGGUGUCUCUCUUCUGUGCCUGCCUGAACCCACAGACUCCAGAAAAACCUACAUACAAGGCAGAAGUAAAUAAAUACUCUAAACAUGGCCACAACACCACAGAUGCGGUGGACCUUGGCUGGUGCGCCAUCAAAGACGUGGAGGUAAUUGAGCUGAACAAGCGGGCAUCAGGCCAGGCCUUCGAGGUCAUCCUCAAGCCCCCAUCCUUUGACGGCGUGCCAGAGCUCAACACUUCCAUGCCGCAGCGCCGUGACCCGUCCCUGGAGGAGAUCCAGAAGAAGCUGGAGGCUGCUGAGGAGAGACGGAAGUGCCAGGAGGCUGAGCUGCUGAAGCACCUGGCCGAGAAGAGGGAGCACGAGCGUGAGGUGAUCCAGAAGGCCUUCGAGGAGAACAACAACUUCAUCAAGAACGCCAAGGAAAAGCUUGAACAGAAGAUGGAGGCCAACAAGGAGAACAGGGAGGCCUUGCUGGCCGCCAUGCUGGAGAGGCUGCAGGAGAAGGACAAACACGCGGAAGAAGUGAGGAAGAACAAGGAGAUGAAGGAGGAAGCCUGCCGGUAAACGAGUGGAGCCAGGCAAGAAGAAAGAGAACAAGCAGGACUGGGAGUUUUUUGAGGUGGUUAAAAAAAAAAAAAAAGGGAAAUCAAAACAGUGCAGGAAAGAAAAAAAGAACUCAGAAGCAACUUGAACACAGGGAAAAGCUGUGUUUCCAUAUUUGAUGUAUGCUGUAAUGAUUCUGAACAAGCUGUACAAACAGCUCAACAGCUCUUGAUGUUGAAAUUCAAAAAGAAAUCUUUUUCUUUUUUUCUAGAGGAAAGUGGGGAGGGAGGGGGUGUUUGCAUCUAAACAAUUUUUUUUUAAAAAGAGGAGUGACAACAUUUGGUGAAUGCAAGCUGCAUCAAGGCUGGAGGGGGUAAACAUUUAAAUCACAGCUCUCUCUUUUCUGCAGCCUCUUCAGGCAGAAAGCAGGAACUCCUACUUGACUGCCUGGUUUUUAAGCAUCGGUAACUGAGCUGUGUUUACUUGGUGUUGGCGAUGCUUUGAAUCAGAAAUUGUCACCAAAUGCUACCAAUUUGGCGGCAACACAGCCAGUGACUCUGUUUCUUUACAAUUAGACUGUGGAGUAGGGAGAGGAUUUAAAUUGGUACCAAGUAAAACAAUAUGAAAGGUGUGAUGUGCGUGAGAAGAAGUGGACCCAGCAGAUGUAGUUUAGGAGCCCUAGAGCCCACAGCCACUAAAGUCAAAGCUAAAAGGCCCAAGUUUCUUCAGUCUUUGAUAUACUGUAUAGCCUACUUACCAGUCAACAAACAUGAACAUGACAUAACACGCAAGCUUGUGCUGUUUCCGAAUCAAAAAUAAAACUUGAUUUCCCAAGGACUCCCGCUCUCAUGCUAAUUCUUCGCUGCACCGUUUUUGGGGUUGUUGGGUCUGUCUGGGGACGCCUGCGUGCGCUAAACUCAGUGAAUCUCACAAUAUGGUUUAUGAAUAUUAAACAAAGCAUCAGCCUUUUGUACAGUGCUCUAGGGGAGUCAAAGAAAAAAAAAAGCUUGAAACAGGAAGACGCUCUACUCUAUUCGGCCACUUUCUGGCUCUUGAUGUAACUUUAACUGUAGUGUAGUUGUAGAUCAGUGACAUGCAUUUGAGUCUCUUAGAUUUAGAGCACUGAUUGCACUCUUAUUUCAUUAAGCACAACUUAAAAGCACAUAGGCUUAAAUGAAGGACAGUCAAUAUAUACAGUAUAAAUAACAAUAACAUCACAAGAAAGAAUAGUAGUUGGUGACAAAAGUUUAGAAUUUGGACGUAUUUGGUUUUGAAAGGAUCAGUUUGUGGGGUUUCCUGGCCAACCAGCAGCCUCACUUUGCUUUGGCUUGUGUCACUGUGCUCUGAUUGUCCGUUUAUUUUCAAAGGAAUUUAAACAUAAAAGAAACAGAAACAGAAAGAUGAACCUUGCUCAAGUUGUUGAGUCAUACUGACUUGAUUGAAAUGUCUAAAAUGUUUUCACUGUACCUGGGGAGUCAUACCAUGGGGUUUGUACUUGCUGUAACUGUGUGUCGCUGUAUAUCUUCAAGGCUGGAUUGAUUGUAUUUGGCAUGGUUAGUAAAAACUGCUUGACUGAA
Messenger RNA from Micropterus dolomieu (smallmouth bass), 2284 nucleotides. It is a transcript of the gene stmn4, whose product is annotated as stathmin-like 4. The coding region runs from base 126 to 728 and encodes 200 amino acids. NCBI's taxonomy places the organism in Eukaryota, Metazoa, Chordata, Actinopteri, Centrarchiformes, Centrarchidae. Gene Ontology annotation, cellular component: neuron projection; cytoplasm. Gene Ontology annotation, biological process: regulation of microtubule polymerization or depolymerization; neuron projection development; microtubule depolymerization. The record is from RefSeq and is a predicted model, not a curated record. Gene Ontology annotation, molecular function: tubulin binding. The transcript is spliced from 6 exons.